This is a messenger RNA of Miscanthus lutarioriparius, 597 nucleotides long. The record is from the annotation of a GenBank genome assembly. NCBI's taxonomy places the organism in Eukaryota, Viridiplantae, Streptophyta, Magnoliopsida, Poales, Poaceae.
AUGCUCCUCAUGUUCUUCCUCUUCGGCGCGCUCGCCCUCCUCUCCCAGAAGUGCACCAGGUACCUGCCCCUGACUGACGGCGAGCUGUGCCUGGUGGCGGCGGCGGCGUUCACAUCUGAAUUCCUCCUCUUCUCCUACUACUCGGCCAACCACACAGGCCUAGAGGGCUACUACCACCACCUCCUCGUCAUCCUCAUUGGCCUCUGCAUCCUCACCACCGUCCUCGGCGCGCUCCUGCCGGAGAGCUUCCCUGUCGACGUCGCCGCGGGCACGCUCAUCGUGCUGCAGGGGAUGUGGUUCUACCAGACGGCGCUCACGCUCUACGGGCCCAUGCUCCCGGACGGGUGCGACCGCAAUGCCAAAGGCGACGAGGUGGACUGCGGCAGCCGCGCCGCGGAGGAGCGCGCCGAGCAGCUGGCUAACUUCCAGCUAUUCUGGGCCGUGUUCGUCGCCUUCGUCUACGUGCUUGGGUGCUACGCCGUCGCCGCGGCGAGGUACGGGCACCCGGACUUGGUGGCGACGAAUGGGGAGCACGUCGCCGCCCUGGAGUGCCAUGGCGGCCGUGGCGGCGCCAGCGCAGAGGAGUGCGUCGUCUAG